Molecule: messenger RNA, 1614 nt
Organism: Bombus pyrosoma
Lineage: Eukaryota; Metazoa; Arthropoda; Insecta; Hymenoptera; Apidae
Exons: 2
Coding region: 1-1614 (537 amino acids)
Source: RefSeq, a predicted model, not a curated record
AUGACGAGAAUCAACCCCGACAACGCCGACGAUAGCGGAUAUUAUUUGCCUCACCACGGCGUAAUAAAGGCAUCGAGUGAAACGACUAAGCUCCGUGUCGUGUUCGACGGAUCGGCAACGACCAGCACCGGAGUGUCAUUAAACGAUGCACUCUACACAGGACCCAAGCUACAGGAGGAGCUAGUCGAUAUCCUUCUCAGAUUCCGCCUAUAUCAAUAUGUCCUCACUGGGGACAUCGAGAAGAUGUACAGGCAGUUCCUAGUGCGACCAGAGGACCGACGAUAUCAAAAAAUCGUUUGGCGUAACGAGAAUGGGGAAAUCGAAGCCUACCAGCUCAACACCGUCACAUUCGGGUUAUCGGCAGCGCCAUAUCUGGCCCUACGGUGUCUCAAGCAGUUGGCAGACGACGAAGGACAUCGAUUUCCACGAGCAUCAUCGGCCUUGCAGCGAGACUUCUACGUCGAUGACGCCCUCACCGGAGCAGACACGAAGGAAGAGGUAUUGUCCCUCAGAAAGGAACUUACCGAACUUCUCCAAUCAGCCGGCUUAACCAUUCGGAAGUGGGCUUCCAACGAUCAGAGCAUACUCCAAGGGCUAUCCGAUCAAGACACAAGUCGGAGGUUACAAUUAGGUGAGUCUCAAACCCUAAAAACCCUCGGCAUAUUUUGGGAUUCCAGGGAGGAUGCGAUACUGUACUCGGUUGAAGCCAACGCCAACAUCGCUAGGGUCACAAAGCGAUCCAUCAGCUCGGUGAUCGCCAGGAUCUACGACCCACUAGGAUUGCUCGCGCCAGUAAUCGUUCGAGCGAAGAUUCUACUUCAACGAGUCUGGUCAUUAAAGGUCGACUGGGAUGAGUCCCUCCCAGCGGACUUGCAUUCCGAGUGGGACCGAUAUUAUGCUCAGCUGCCAUUGCUCAAUGAGAUUCGGUUCCCACGCAAGACCAUUAUAAAGGCAGCUAUUGAGAUCGAGCUCCACGGCUUCUGCGACGCUAGCGAAAAGGCGUACGGAGCCUGUGUCUAUCUAAGAUCUCUCGAUCCGCACGGACGCAUCCAGACGUGCUUACUCACGGCGAAGUCGAAGGUAGCUCCGCUCAAAUCGCAGACCAUUCCACGCCUUGAGCUGAGCGGCGCCCUUCUACUUACAUCGCUAAUUACAAGCACCCAACAAGCAUUACAAGUUGAAAUAACUCGCAAGGUUUACUGGACGGACUCCACGAUUGUUCUCCACUGGAUCAACGCGUCUCCACAUACCAUGAAGACCUUCGUCGCAAAUCGAGUCGCGGAGAUCCAGAACAAAACAAGCAUCACCGAUUGGCGUCAUGUCCCCACCAGUGACAAUCCUGCGGACCUCAUCUCUCGGGGACAAUCACCCGAAGACUUCCGGCAACCUACCAUUUGGCAAACUGGACCGCGAUGGCUGCAGCAAUCAGAAGAAUAUUGGCCUACGUGGAGUCUAACACCUCUGGCCAACUUACCAGAAAGGAAAGCAGCAACUUGCCUCGCCACAGCUCCUGUCAACAACAGUCUAUUAGACAGGUUUUCAUCAUGGCCAAGAACUACAGGCUUCCCACGAUACACUCAUCAAAGUUUUACAACACAUCCACUUCUCAGAUGA